AUGGUUAUCGAGUGGCUAGACGAGGGCAAGUUCCACCGCGUUCCUAAGCUGGAGCCUGGUCCCCCUAACGUCUACUUUGGCGAUGUUUUCUCCUCCGCUUCCCAAGAUGGCCUGAGCCUCCUGGCUGGAUCUAUGUUCCUCCUUGAGCAGAUUGAUAACCCCGAGCCGGCCCCCUUGUACGACUAUGAAGAGACAGGAGUAGUGCUGAAAGGCGAGCUGCACCUCGAGGACGAGAAAGGCAACACUGCCAAGCUGUUCCCUGGAGACACCUUCUUUAUCCACCGUGGAAGCAGCAUCAUCUUUUCUACUCCCCGUUACGCUGUGGCCUACAAAGUCGGCGCUCGCCCCAAGAUGCACUAA
Penicillium vulpinum is the source of this 360-nucleotide messenger RNA. Its product is annotated as Ethanolamine utilization EutQ. The transcript has 3 exons. The record is from RefSeq and is a predicted model, not a curated record. Lineage: Eukaryota; Fungi; Ascomycota; Eurotiomycetes; Eurotiales; Aspergillaceae. The coding region runs from base 1 to 360 and encodes 119 amino acids.